AUGGAGCGCCGGGAGGUGCGCGCAGGCUGGGGCGGCGCGGUCAGGGUGUUCGUGGUGCCCGUGGUGAACGUGGAGGUGUUCGAGCACGGCCGCGGCGGGCCCGCGAUCCAGCCCCACCUGCAGUCGACCCCGGAGGUCGCCAACAGGGGGUGGAGAGAUUAUGCGGAGGGCUUGAGGCGCCUGGUUCGCACUUUCGGAGCCCUCGGAGUUCCCGCCACCGCGGUCAUCAACAGCGACGCCGCCAAGCUGGUCACUGUGUCGGCCCUGUUGAAACAGUCAGGCUGGGAGCUUGGGGCCCACGGGAUCAACAACUCCUCGGGGCACUCUCGAAUGGAUCGCGAGGAAGAGGUGGUCGCUUUCGGGACAUGCCUCAAAGAGCUCGAGGCAUCACUUGGUAGCCGCCCCCAAACCUGGCUGACACCGCAGUUCUCGGUCACUGAGCGCACCCCAGAGAUUGCAGCGGCAGCCGGAGUUCGGAUUUUCCUCGACUUCGUCGAUGACGAUGUGCCUUUCGAUGUGGUGCACACGCCGACGGGCAAUCGCAUGUUGUGCUUGCCGUACUCGAUGGAGACGAACGACUUCUCGCUCGUCCUUGCCAAGAACUUCGACCCCCGGCAGUACGCCCAGGUCAUUGAGGACCACGUGCAGCAGCUGGCCUCGGAGCCGGGCGGCUCCAAAGUCGUGUGCCUCGGCAUGCACACCUUCGUGGCGGGCACACCCGCGAGGGCUCUGGCGCUCUCGCGCGUGCUCGGACGCCUAACGUCGUGCCCUGCCGUGGCCUUCGCCACAGCUGCGCAGGUCCACGACCUGGUGAGAAGCGGCGAACCGCCGCGCUGA
This is a messenger RNA of Prorocentrum cordatum, 837 nucleotides long. The record is from the annotation of a GenBank genome assembly. NCBI's taxonomy places the organism in Eukaryota, Dinophyceae, Prorocentrales, Prorocentraceae.